Ochlerotatus camptorhynchus is the source of this 1105-nucleotide messenger RNA. RefSeq lists its product as uncharacterized. The transcript has 5 exons. Bases 426 to 836 code for a protein of 136 amino acids. Gene Ontology annotation, biological process: negative regulation of cAMP-dependent protein kinase activity. Lineage: Eukaryota; Metazoa; Arthropoda; Insecta; Diptera; Culicidae. Gene Ontology annotation, molecular function: cAMP-dependent protein kinase inhibitor activity. Gene Ontology annotation, cellular component: cytoplasm; nucleus. The record is from RefSeq and is a predicted model, not a curated record.
GCAGGCAUUUUUUUGCAGCAGAAAUCGCUCGUGUGUGUGUUUUUCUGUAGUGUCUGACUUGUAGAGUUAAUAAGGCUCCAUAGUUUCGUGCAAAAUUGCACUCAAAUCUUAAGGAUUACUAGUGCUAAUGGUGAGGAGGUGAAUCUGCUGGAUACUUUCGAAUAGAGAUCGGCAAAUGUACUCGAAUAUUCGUCAACGAUAACUGAGCUGAAUUGGUACUGCCUUUGACAAGCAUUAUCAUUUAAACAGCUGUAGGAAUUACUAACGGAAUAAAUCUUCUAUCUAUGUAAACUCUUUCGAGUUGCUCUAGUCAGCAUCGGAACGCGCGCGAAAGAGUACAUACAUACGCAAACGGUAAGCGUUUUAAAUUCCCCCGAAAAGAAAUAAGCACGCGGCCGGCGAGAGCCAAGGAAGAGUAUUGCAAAAUGCCGAACAUCGUUCAAGAUCAUCCUAUCGGUAAACAGAGGCUGGCGAAAAAGUUUACCCGUUUGCAAGUGUUGAGCAUUAUCAAACAAUUUACAAUGGAUAAAAUGAAGGAAUCGGCUGCCGGUGAAAGUGGCGUCGGGGGAGGCGGCGGUGGCGGCGGAGGAGGUACAGCGGCGAGCGACGAAUUUCACAGUGAAUUUUACAAUACGGGACGCAUAGGUCGACGGAACGCACUACCAGAUAUUCUAGGAUCACACUGUACCACCACGACAGCUGAUCUGCCGACGCAGAUGGGAGCGCUGAGUACCUCCGAUUGUUCCAACAAACCCACCAUCACGCCAUCUGCAGGCAGUGGCAGCACAAUGAUCACCAAUACCCCAACGACUCCAGCCACAGGAAGUGGUUCCUAAAAUUAGCUCUCCAUUCACCAUACAAUUACAAAAAAACAAAAACAAAAAGAAUAUAUCUCCGAUCUGUGCGCAACGCUCGAAAUCUGAAACCUUCUGGGCUGUAGUAGCUAAAUAGCAAUACGGCUAAGUUCUUCGGUUUUAACCCAUACUCCCGGCUAAUCCCAGCAUCCAAUCUCACGUGGUGUGGUCCAAUUUUGCGAUUAUUAGUUCAUCGAUUGUAUAAAGGAGAAACCAGUUUUAUUUUUGCAACCGAAAGAUCUCGUUUAGCU